CGGGGCCCGGGAGAGGCAGCGGUGUCCGUGAGAGGAGGCCCGGCUCCCCCCGCGCUGGCGUGGGGCGGGAGAGCCGCCGCCCUGGGGGGCCUGGGCCGCGGGGAGGGCCUGUGGCUGCCCCCUGAGGCCUGUGGCUGCCCCCUGAGGCCUGUGGCUGCCCCCUGAGGCCUGUGGCUGCCCCCGGGGUCGGGUGGGCCUGUGUCCCCCGGGGUCGGGUGUUGGCCCGGGGGGAAUUACCGAGCUCCUCCUGCCCCAGCGGUGCAGGGGAACGAGCAGCGAGUGGGGUGCGCGGCAGGGCUGUGAGCCGGCGGUGCGCCCUGGGGCAGAGGUGCCCCGUCUCCUCCUGCGUCCGAUACCAGGAUUGUACGCUGUGGCUUUGAAGCGGGCGAGCUGCAUGCUGUGGAAGGGCACCUGGCUCCUCCUCUCCGUAUUCUGCAGACAUCAGCUGUGGUGAGCUCCGCGCCUCUGGCAGCGAAGUUCAGCACCGCGUUUCACUUCUUCCUGACCUCAGCUCAUUCUGUCUUUCAAAAAAAGAUGCUUUUUCUUAACAAGUUUAGGCCCGCUUGAUAGUAAAAUUGAUUAAAAACUAUUUAAACCCUGCUCCUGGCACGUGAUUUUGGGAUUUGUUCCUGUUUCUCGUUUUACGAUGGUUUAUUGCUCGGCGCUGAACUGUCAGAACGCCACCAGCGGGGUGUACAAGAACAGCACCGUUACUUUUUAUGGCUUUCCUUUACAAAAUAAACCUCUCUUGAAGCAGUGGAUUCACAACAUGGGCCGGGACAUGGGAACGCCGUCCAAGCACCAGCGACUGUGUUCGAAGCAUUUUGAGGACAGCUCUUUUGAAAUUGACCCCUUGAAAAUUAGAAAAAACAGACGUCUGCUGAAAGAAGCUGUUCCCAAAAAGUUCAUUUUGGGUGAAGACGGAAACUGGCUCGUCGGCACGCCUCGGAGUUUCUGUGGUGGGAUAAGUAAUAAAACUCGAAAACGAAUCCGGAAUCCCGAGCAGUCGAGGGUCCCUGGGACGUGUGACGACGCUGCGGCGCCUGAGGGGACGGACUUGGAAGACCGGCAGAGAGAACUUUACAAGAAAGUGAUAAAGGAGAAUUACGACUCUUUGACCGCCUUGGGUAAAGACUAUCCUGCUCCCAGAAGCAGCGUCCAGCCAAGAGAAGCGCAGCACGCCGAGGAUCAGCCGGAUUUUGCGGAAAGGGAGACCCCCGCAAGUCUUGGCGCAGGCUGCGGCGGGGCUGCCGUCAGAGCCGAGGUGCAGAGUCACCCCAAGAGUGCGGAAAAUACAGAACUGUGUGGAUCAUCCUCAGGAGGAUCCUGGGAGCUGACUUGCCAAAUUUCGGCCAAGGGGGUAACAUCUGAGAGCCAUCGGAAUGCAGCAACAGGUCAGGCAAAUCCAACGGGAAGCAGAAGGGGCAACGGCUCCCUUGAGGAAGGAGAACCGAAGGAAUUCAAAGAGAUCCUUUUUGAUCAGCAAACCCAUACGGGGGAAAGACUUUAUCUGUGUCCAGAAUGUCAGAAGGCUUUUAAAUUGAAAAUUGGCCUUCUGAAACAUCGGCAAAUUCACAGCAAAAAGAGUCGGGCGUCAUCGUACAUAUGCACAGACUGCGGCAAAAGCUUUGCUCGCCACGCGGACUUGACUCGCCACCAGAGAACUCACACGGGGGAGAGGCCUUACAAGUGCACGGAAUGUGAAAAAACCUUCAUGGAAAAGCCGAGACUCACCAAUCAUUUGCGAACUCAUAACAUAUACACGUAAUCGGUGCGCCAAAAGCUUUCCUGGGAGAGAUUUUUUUAUUUUUUUAUUUUUUUUCCCAUUCAGUUACCAAAAAAUCCCCCUCCGUCCAGAGGUGAUGGCUUAUAGGCAUACGGCGAUGACGGGGGAAGCUUUAGGAUAAGACAAUUCAAUAAGACUGAAUAAAGUUCAAGCGUGAGAAGCAUCGGGUUGGCGCCAGCCUAACAGUCAUUGAUUAGGAGCUGAUUUUAAUUAGCACCUAGAUGAUUCAUCUCUGGGAGGAGGGGUUGUGCAGAGCAGUGCUGACUGUACCCAAAAGCAUUAUUAAAAAAAAAAAAAUCUUCUGGCGCACCAAACGGCACGUGGUAGAGAACGUCUGUAUUAAUGCAGAAAAAUGCUGGGAGUUUUGCGGGUAGGAGAAGGCAGAGAAAAUGUCGCGAUCAGCCCAGGAUUGUCCGCAGAGCUGUGAGCGGGAAGUGGAGCUUCUAAGAGGGUAGGAUAAGGCGAAUGGUUGGGUUUGAUGUAAAAUUAGCAACCGAAAAAAAAAAAAAAGCCCACGUUAGUUCAGCAGUUACAGUCAUAGGACAGCUGUGGUGGCAGAGAAAGCACCAUCACAUGGAAAUCAUAGAGCCACAGACCAGUUUGGGUGGGAGGGGACCUUAGAGACCACCCAGUGCCACCCCCUGCCCUGGGCAGGGACACCUCCCACCAGCCCAGGUGGCUCCAAGCCCCGUCCAACCUGGCCUUGAACCCCUCCAGGGAUGGGGCAGCCACAGCUUCUCUGGGCAACCUGGGCCAGGGGCUCACCCCCCUCACAGCCAACAAUUUCUGCCUCACAUCUCAUCUCAGUCUCCCCUCUGUCAGUGGAAAACCCUUCCCCC
Chroicocephalus ridibundus (black-headed gull) is the source of this 2625-nucleotide messenger RNA. Its product is annotated as zinc finger protein 354C-like. The record is from RefSeq and is a predicted model, not a curated record. Lineage: Eukaryota; Metazoa; Chordata; Aves; Charadriiformes; Laridae. Gene Ontology annotation, biological process: regulation of DNA-templated transcription. The transcript has 5 exons. The coding region runs from base 647 to 1768 and encodes 373 amino acids.